CUCACUCGCUCGGCCGCGCACCACCAGCCUCCACUCGACCACUCUCUCCCGUCCCCGUAUAACCCCCGCAGCCGCCGCCGCUCCUCCCCACCUCUUCUCCCCUUCAGCCAAAUUUUGCGGGAAACGCGACGCCACACGGAGAAACCCCUCCCCAACGUCGCCUCGCAACCCACUCUCAAAACCUUCGCCCCCCUCCUACGAUGGCCGCGUCGCCGCCGCCGCCCCCCGCCGCCGCCCCCGCCGCAGCCGCGCCAGGAUCGACGCCGCCGGCGCAAGUGGUGGGCAACGCCUUCGUGCAGCAGUACUACAACAUACUCCACCAGUCGCCGGAUCUCGUCUACCGCUUCUACCAUGAGGCCAGCCGCAUCGGUCGCCCCGCCAGCACCGGCGCCGAAAUGGACACCGUCACCACCAUGGAGGCUAUUAACGAGAAGAUCAUGUCUAUGGACAUCGCUCGGGCGGAGAUCAGGGGGGUGGACGCGCAGGAGUCGCUGUGCGGUGGGGUAACCGUGCUCGUCACGGGCCACCUCACUGGGAAGGACGACGUGUGUCGCGAGUUUGCGCAGUCCUUCUUCCUUGCGCCUCAGGAGAAGGGUUACUUCGUCCUCAACGACAUACUGCGUUAUGUCGGGCAGGGGCAGGCCGAAACGUCGCCCCCGCCGCCUCAGCAGCAGCAGCCGGCACCAGAGGUGGAUGCAGUGGUUGCCCCUGCUGCCGUCCUAGCAAAUGGCACCGUCAGUGGACCCACGGAGAGUGUGCCUCGUGAGCCGGAGACUUUGCCUGAGCCUGAGCAGGAUCUGUCAGAGCUUGCAACUCAUCCUCACGAGGAGGAGGAUCCGAAGGAGGAGGUCUAUAACCCACCGAAUGAUGCGGAGGUGCCUGUUGUGGAGGAAACACCGGUUCCUGAGGUCAUAGAUGAAGUGCCAAAUAACGUAGCAACCUCCGUACCAGUUUCGGCUCCCACUAUACUGCACGAGGAGGCCCCAAAGAAGUCUUACGCAUCAAUUGUCAAAGUCAUGAAAGCAGUUCUGCCACCGAAUUCCGUGGUUCCUUACAGGCCUGCACCACCCAAAAAAGAGAAGCAAGCUCCUCCUACUCCUGCUCCCGCUCCAGUUGUUGAUGCUCCAGCUUUCAGUCCUAACCCUGAGAGCAGCAAUAUUCAAGAUCCAGAAGUUGAUGCGCUUGCGGUGUAUAUAAAGAAUCUGCCGUUACAUGCCACACCCAGCCAAUUAGAAGAAGAGUUCAAGAGGUUUGGCACCAUUAAACACGAUGGCAUCCAAGUUAGAAGCCACAAGAUCCAAGGUUUCUGUUACGGCUUUAUAGAGUUUGAGGAUGCCAGCUCAGUUCAAAGUGCACUAGCGGCUUCUCCUGUGACGAUCGAUGACCGGCCGUGUCACGUGGAAGAGAAAAGAACUCCUGGUUCACGUGGCAGUAGCAGAGGACGGUUUCCGACAGGUAGAGGUGGUAACUUCCGUGGUGAAGGUAUGAGAGGCCGCGGUAGUUACACUGGAGGGAGAGGCUAUGGAAGGGGUGACUUUAACUACCGAUCUGAAUAUGGUGGCAGAGGUGGUGGCAGAGGGGUCUCAUCUCGUGGAGGUGAUGUUGGCUACCAGCGUGUUGAUCACUCUGGCGCUGGUGGUCGUGGUGCCCGGGCAGCUGCAAAGUGAGUUUCGUUGGUAGUUACGCAUUCGUAGAAGUUUGCUAUUUCCGUUGUCAUUGGACUUGCUAAGGUUCACAAAAGGGUGUGUGGUGAGCUGGGUUCAUGUGAGGUCAGUCAGCGAAUUCAGGUCAUAAAUUGAUGCUUCUCUUGUUUUGUGGCAAGGAAAGCUGUGGUGCUAUUGGUUACUAAUUGUAGAAUAUACAUCUAUUCAGAUGCAGUCCUAGCAAGUUUUGGCAUUUUUGAGCA
This is a messenger RNA of Brachypodium distachyon (stiff brome), 1906 nucleotides long. RefSeq names its product ras GTPase-activating protein-binding protein 1. The transcript is spliced from 9 exons. The record is from RefSeq and is a predicted model, not a curated record. Lineage: Eukaryota; Viridiplantae; Streptophyta; Magnoliopsida; Poales; Poaceae. The coding region runs from base 201 to 1667 and encodes 488 amino acids. Gene Ontology annotation, cellular component: cytosol; ribonucleoprotein complex. Gene Ontology annotation, molecular function: mRNA binding.